Molecule: messenger RNA, 2163 nt
Organism: Hippocampus zosterae (dwarf seahorse)
Lineage: Eukaryota; Metazoa; Chordata; Actinopteri; Syngnathiformes; Syngnathidae
Gene: hoxa11a
Product: homeobox A11a
Exons: 2
Coding region: 30-1115 (361 amino acids)
Biological process (GO): regulation of transcription by RNA polymerase II; anatomical structure development
Cellular component (GO): nucleus
Molecular function (GO): DNA-binding transcription factor activity, RNA polymerase II-specific; RNA polymerase II cis-regulatory region sequence-specific DNA binding
Source: RefSeq, a predicted model, not a curated record
GUCACGUGACCCCCGCCUCCGUGGAGUGGAUGGCGAUGGCUCUCCACGUCAGCUUUACGUCUCUAAAUUUCUGCCUUGGCGGAGCAGCUUUGAAAGAGGCGAAGGGAAAGCGGGGCGCUUCAGAGCCAUGCUCGCGGCGGGUGUGGAGGAAUCCAAGGCCAGCGUCGAGUCGUAGAACCCCGGGCUCCAGGAUGGAUUUUGACGAGCGCGUCCCCGUCGGCUCCAAUAUGUAUUUACCCAGCUGCACCUACUACGUGUCGGCCGGUGCCGAGUUCCCCGCGCUGCCUUCCUUUUUAUCCCAGAGUCCCAGCACCCGGCCCGUGACCUACUCGUACUCCUCGAACCUCCCGCAGGUCCAGCCUGUCAGGGAGGUGACGUUCCGGGAGUACGCCGCCAUCGACGCGUCGAGUAAAUGGCCGCACCGGGGCAAUUUGACGCAGUGUUACCCGGGCGCCGAGGACAUGGUGCACCGGGACUGCUUGUCGGCGCCGACGGAGCUUUUCGGCAAAAGCGGCACCGCGGCCGCCGCCGCCGCCGCCGCCGCCUACCACCACCAUCACCACCACCACCAUCACGGCGCAGCCGCCGCCGCCGGAUCUUCCAAUUUCUACGGCAACGUGGGGAGAAACGGCGUCCUCCCGCAAGCUUUCGACCAAUUUUACGAGACGGCGUACGGCACGGCGUCGGAGAGCCCCUCCGCCGUCGGCUACUCCGGCGACAAAACGCACAGUAAGCAACCCGCCUCGGCUCCGGACGACUCGGGGUCGGGCUCCUCCUGCCGGGACGCCGACGCCAAGGAGCCCCGGGAGGACACCAGCAGCCCCGAACUCUCUUCCGGCAACAAUGAGGAGAAAUCCAGCAGCAGCAGCGGCGGCAGCAGCAAUGGACAGAGAACCCGCAAGAAGAGAUGCCCUUAUUCCAAAUAUCAGAUCAGAGAACUUGAGAGAGAAUUUUUUUUCAGCGUGUAUAUUAACAAGGAGAAGCGGCUGCAGUUGUCUCGGAUGCUCAACCUCACCGACCGCCAAGUCAAAAUCUGGUUUCAGAACCGCCGCAUGAAGGAGAAAAAGCUGAACAGAGACAGGUUGCAAUAUUAUACAUCCAACCCUCUGCUCUAGUGAGCGACUUAUUUGGAUCCACGCGGGUGUCCCCCCCCCCUCCCCCUUUCCACCACCGCCAUGACUCUCUCAGGCUGCGGUUGUUGUCACUUACCGCCACAAUGGCCGCCAAAACAACUGUGGGGCAUUUCAAGUUCGCGGACUAGCACCCGAAAAAAGCGAGCUUGGAUGAAGACUUUAUUAUUAUUUUUUUUUUUGCUUCAUGGACCUUUCUUCUGCUAUUGAAGCUCUUAUUUUGAAAUUGCGACUCUAUUGCGCGCGCAAUGAACGCCCACCUCACGCAAUCGUGAAUUUCACUCGUCCUCGUCUUUUUUUUUUGUCUUUGUCAGUUUUGACUCGGACUGAACCAGUGUAUUUUGUUAUCAAAAAUGUAUAUAUAUUUUUUGUACGGAUGGAAUCACAGAAAGGAAGUCACGUUUAAUUAAUAAGUGAAUCAAUAGAAGUAUUGGUGUGACCAAAUAGUGUUUUAACGAAUGCGAAUGUAAACGUAAUGUUUUUUUUCUUCUUUGUGCGCGCGUGUGCCUAUUUAUUUUGUAGCCACUCGUUUACGGUCUUUUUCAUGUCACGUCUAACCAAGUCAACCUUUAUUACAACAAGCAGGUUAAAUGUAUUUAUAUCCCCUCUUUUUAUACCCCGUAAACCUUCAAUGCCGUUUUGAAAUUUUUUUUCUUCCCUAUUGCCUUUUUAGUCAAAUACUUGGCAGCAGGCCUCGAACCACCAGAGACAUAAGCUCGUCCACUGGAUCCACGGGAGUUGCACUGAGGUUCACGCCCAAAACACAGGUAUCGAAACAUGCAGCCGGUCUCCUGCAUAAUUCCUCAAAUUGAUCCAACUCAAUUUGUUCUGGUUUCUUUCAUGACUCGCAAACGGUUCUUGCGGUCGCAUAAUCUGAAUAUUAUGGAAAUAACUUUUCUAAAAAAAAUCAUGUAUAUGCUGUCAGGGCGAAAAGCUGGUCAGGGUUAACGUAUCGAAUUUCCUGCUUGUUAGACCCCCCCCCCCAAACACGAUUGUGUAUUAUAUUUCCAAAUAAAACCAAUUGAAAAUAUCA